AUGCUCAAGAUCGAGCGUGUCGUGUUUCUGUCGCUAGUGCUGGAUCUAUUCGCGUUCACCAUUCCUUUGCCCUUGUUCCCGCGUAUCAUUGAGUGGUAUACCAAGCGGGAGUCGUCCGAUCCCUCAGGCUUCUUACCGCGCACACUCUACUUUGUCUCCGCCGUUCGUGGACUGCUGUACAAACCUACCUCCAAUCCUCAAAGAUGGGAUGUAGUGCUGCUCGGUGAGCCUUGCUGCUACCAGUCCUCUAGGUUCGUUUCCCCAUACAUCGGGACAUUGAGUGACAAGUACGGCCGCAAGCGAGUGCUCCUCGUAACUAUGAUCGGCAACAUUCUGUCUGCCGGAGAAUUCAGAUGGGUGAAGUCUACGACCUUCGCUUCCUAUAUGCUUUCCCGAGUUGUGGGUGGUUUGAGCGAAGGAAACGUACAACUUGCUGUUGCCAUCUUAUCCGACGUCUCCAGCCCUGCGACACGCGCCAAGGCUCUCGCACACGUUGGCUUCGCCUUUGCGAUUUGCUUCUGCAUUGGGCCGCCCAUCGGUGCCUACUUCGCCUCACGUCCACUGCCUCCUACAUUCACAGCCUCUGGCAUCGAGCUGAACGUCUACGCGACACCUGCACUGAUCACCCUUGUCCUCCUUGUCCUCGAGACGCUCUUCCUCAUCGUCGCACUGCCCGAGACACGAGGAAAGCGCGCACAUAUAUCAAGUGUCACGAAGGAAGCGAAGAAGGCCCACUCCUCCACUGAGAAAUCUGAUGUACAGUCCACAACUGCCAAUGUGACCAAGAAGCCGGCCACGGUCGAGCAGCGGCUGACCCUGCUCAAGACGCUGCGCAGGCUCCAUUUCCUAUUCUUAGGCGUCUUCUCCGGUGUCGAGUUCACGCUCACCUUCCUCACGUUCGACCUCUUUGAUUGGAACAACAAGCAGAACGGCGCGCUCAUAGGGUCCAUCGGCGUAGUCAGCGCCCUCCUCCAAGGCGGCUACGUGCGCCGCGCAAUCCCCAAGGUGGGCGAGGGCGCCAUGGCCCGCCGCGGCAUCGCGAGCUGCGCGCUCGGCCUCGUGCUCCUGUCCGCCGUUCCCAUCCUCGCCGGUACCCGCACGUCCACAUCCGUCCAGCUCCUGCGCGGCGCCGCGAUCUGCCUCGCGUUCACCUCCGCGACGGUCGUGAACUCGCUGACGUCCUACGCGUCGCUGCAGUGCGACGAGGGCGUCGACGAGGACACGGGGAAGCCGCUCGAGGAGCACCCCGAGCUGGCCAAGGGCAAGGCUCUGGGCAAGUUCCGCUCGUCCGGCCAACUUGGCCGGGCUCUCGGGCCCCUGCUAGCAUGCGCGUCUUACUGGACCUUUGGGCCAUCGGUAACAUACGCCGUCAGUGCGGUGGCCAUGUUUGCGCUGUCAAUGGGCAUGAAAUCCGUGGCUGUCAAGAAGACCGUGUCUUAACAUUGUUGUCCAUACAUUUGCAAUGCAGCUGAGACUUUCUAUCAUUCCCCAGAGUGACGGACGCCCUAUUGUACACGCGCAGCGCCAGCAAGCCUAACAGACCAAAUCCCUCGACCCCGCGAGAUAGUCAGGAGCAUCAAGAAUGGGCGGGCCAAUGCCUUUCACUGGAAUAGAUAUAGGAAUGGUGCUAUGCUAUUCGAUAAUGUACCUGCUACGGAAUG
Molecule: messenger RNA, 1661 nt
Organism: Fomitopsis serialis
Lineage: Eukaryota; Fungi; Basidiomycota; Agaricomycetes; Polyporales; Fomitopsidaceae
Product: MFS general substrate transporter
Exons: 8
Coding region: 1-1440 (479 amino acids)
Biological process (GO): transmembrane transport
Cellular component (GO): brush border membrane
Molecular function (GO): transmembrane transporter activity
Source: RefSeq, a predicted model, not a curated record